AUGAAAUCAGGUACACCAGCCUUAAGUAGCUUGUUUGAAAUGAUUAAAGAAAAUUUAAAACAAUUUGUUUAUUAUCCCAUUCCACAGACUAUUGAAUAUAUGAAAUGUCGACUUACCAGGGAUAAAAAGGGCAUGCAAAAAGGACUUUUUCCAAUAUAUUAUUUACAUGCUGAAAGAGAAGAUGGAAAAAAGUUUCUCAUACUGGCUGCUGAAAAAUGUCGCAAUAAAAUUGGUACAUCAAAUUAUUUGAUAUCGACAGAUAUUAUAGAUUUAUCACUUGACGGAGAAUCUAGUGGAAAACUUCGAGGAAACAAUCUGUUGGGAACAGAGUUUACAAUUUUUGAUAAUGGUGUUAAUCCAAUACGUACAAGUACAGAUCCAGAACAUCAUCGACGUGAAAUGGCAGCUAUCAUCUAUGAAACGAAUAUUUUUGGUUUUAAAGGACCAAGAAAAAUCACCGUCCUCAUACCCGAUAUAGAUAACGAACAUCAACGUAUCGAAGUUCAACCGAGAAAUGAACAAGAAAGUUUAAUUGAAAGAUGGAAACGUAACGAUAUGAAAAAUAUUUUAGAAUUACAUAAUAAAACUCCAAUUUGGAAUGAAGAUUCAAAGUCUUAUAUUCUGAAAUUUAUUGACAAUCGGGUUACCGAAGCAUCGAUUAAGAACUUUCAAAUUAUUCGGAAUUGCGACGAUAAGACUGAAGAUAUUGUCAUGCAAUUCGGACGCGUUUCUGACGAUAUGUUUACAUGUGAUUUCAGAUAUCCCCUCUGUGCAAUGCAAGCGUUUGGAAUUGCUCUAAGUUCAUUCAAUAGUCGAUUAGGUCGCGAAUAA
Messenger RNA from Didymodactylos carnosus, 831 nucleotides. NCBI's taxonomy places the organism in Eukaryota, Metazoa, Rotifera, Eurotatoria, Philodinida, Philodinidae. The record is from the annotation of a GenBank genome assembly.